Molecule: messenger RNA, 1043 nt
Organism: Olea europaea var. sylvestris
Lineage: Eukaryota; Viridiplantae; Streptophyta; Magnoliopsida; Lamiales; Oleaceae
Product: glutathione S-transferase DHAR2-like
Exons: 6
Coding region: 167-808 (213 amino acids)
Biological process (GO): cellular oxidant detoxification; protein glutathionylation; ascorbate glutathione cycle
Molecular function (GO): glutathione dehydrogenase (ascorbate) activity
Source: RefSeq, a predicted model, not a curated record
UUGGAUUAUACUGCUUGUACAAAAUGUAAUAGAUGCAGAACUCUCCAUGUGAGGGGUGUAUGUACAACCAAUACACAUAGCAUCGCCUUUAAUAGUUUCAUUUGCCAUUUCUCCUCAAUAUAGACAGGAUUCCAUUUCACAAACAGAAACACAACACAAUUCUCUCAUGGCUGUUUUGGAGGUCUGUGUUAAGGCUGCAGCUGGCGCACCUGAAAUUCUUGGCGACUGUCCAUUCUGUCAAAGGGUGCUACUGACUCUGGAGGAAAAGAAAAUCCCUUAUAAGACGCAUCUUAUAAACUUCAGUGACAAGCCCCAAUGGUUCUUGGAAGUGAAUCCAGAAGGGAAGGUGCCAAUGCUAAAAUUUGAUGAGAAAUGGAUUACAGACUCCGAUGUGAUUGUGGGUAUUAUUGAAGAGAAAUACCCCAACCCUUCUCUCUCCCCUCCUCCUGAAAUCUCCUCUGUGGGCUCCAAGAUAUUCCCUUCAUUUGUCAAGUUCUUGAAGAGCAAGGAUCCCAGUGAUGGAUCAGAGCAGGCUCUGCUCAACGAACUGAAGGCACUGGAUGAGCAUCUCAAAGCUAAGGGACCUUAUGUUGCUGGAGAGAAUAUUUGUGCUGUUGAUCUGAGUUUGGCUCCAAAGCUUUACCAUCUUGAGGUGGCUCUUGGUCAUUUCAAGGGGUGGACUGUCCCUGAAAGCUUGAGUUACUUUCAUGACUAUGUGAAGUUGCUCUUUUCUCGGGAGUCUUUCCAGAAAACAAAAGCGGCAAAGGAACAUGUGAUUGCAGGAUGGGAGCCGAAAGUUAAUGCUUGAACUUGUUCUCUGAUGUAGUGUAACCGUUCUGAGUUUCUACUCUGUCUUGUGGCGUCUGUUAUGAAUGUUUCACAAUAUCUAAGCCUGUUGAUGCAUGCUCGUAAGUCGACUUUAGUUGCUUAGAAUGACUUAAAUAAAUGUAGGCUGUUUGUCUUAGUCGCUUGAUGGCUGAUUUACGAUUUGUGCAAUGAAUGGGUUGAAAGUCGAAUGUAGUUUCUGAAUGCUGCUGGGUGGA